Messenger RNA from Myiozetetes cayanensis, 2425 nucleotides. Its product is annotated as Krueppel-like factor 15. Lineage: Eukaryota; Metazoa; Chordata; Aves; Passeriformes; Tyrannidae. The transcript is spliced from 4 exons. Gene Ontology annotation, biological process: regulation of transcription by RNA polymerase II. The coding region runs from base 1137 to 2222 and encodes 361 amino acids. The record is from RefSeq and is a predicted model, not a curated record. Gene Ontology annotation, molecular function: DNA-binding transcription factor activity, RNA polymerase II-specific; RNA polymerase II cis-regulatory region sequence-specific DNA binding.
UUUGUUUGGGUUUUUUUUUUUUUCAAAUUUGAAGCCUUACACCAGGUGUUUUAGGGGGAUCCAGUGGGCCUGGAAAGCCCCUGUCGAUGGGAUCUCCUCUCAAGUCUUUUUGGUAUUUUAGAGGGGCUGAGCCCACCCUGUCAGAGGCAGCCCAAGGCCAUCCUUAGGGACUCCCUCAGGAACUCACAAACCUGCAGCCACACAAGGACAGACCUCACACACCUUACCCAAACCCUGCGGCCCUGCCAAAACCGUUCCUCCCGAAACGAACACCUGUAUCCCGCUGGAUGCCAGCGGGAACCGUCGCCGCCGCUGCCUGCUGGGACUCGACUUCUUUUCCUGAAGUGCUGGAGAAACCUGGAGCGUCUCCAGUGUAAAUUAACAGGGGGAGGAAACCACGGCAAACUGCGGGAUCUCCUCCGGGAGCAGCUCCAGCCGCCCCGGGCAGGGCCAGAGCGGGGGACACCCCGAGCCCCCGGUGCCCCUCCCGGGGCGGGUGUUCCCGUGCCAAUGGGAUCGGCGGCCGGAGCCGAGCCCUCUGCGGGGCGGGGCGGGCCGGGAGCCGCCCCCGCCGGGAGCCGCGGGACCCGCGUGGACCGAGCCGGUAGCUUUGGGGUAACAGCACUGUUGGCAUUUUGCAAAACUGCCUUGGUUUGAGAAGCUGCUGACACCUGUCACAGGUACAGAACGUGCCACCAGGUAACACAUGUCCCCCUGUCACUGCUCUGCCGGGUGGGGCAGCACUGAUUGCCCCCUCUUAGAUGGGAAACUGAGCACCAGAGCACUCCAAGGCUGCACGAGAAGCCUGCAGCAGAGCAGGAGAUCAUCCUGCUCAGAUCUCCUCAGUCCUGAGCCAGCAGCUCAAACAGCAGCCCUUCUUCCUGCCCUCUGGUCGUGCUUUUAUUCCUGUUGUCAGUUCAACAGAAGGGUUGUAACUACAGCUAAGGAGUUGACAGUGCAAUUCAGUUGUCCUGGGGACAUGCUGGAGGGAUGGAGACUUCCUGAGCUGCUCUGCAAGGAGACCUGGUUGGAAAAUCAGGUUUUAAGACCUUCUGGAAGAGAUGAACAAAGACUUCCCCAGCUGAGCUCCUCCUGAGGCUUCUGAGCUGUGUGUGGGGGGAGCAGUGAGUCAACAAAUGGUCUCUGUGAGCUGCCAGGAGCUGCUGCCCUCCUUGACCAGCCCUUCCCUGCUCGAGAGCUUGGCCAGUGCCCUGCAGCGCAGGAUGCCACCAUCCCUUCUGCCAGGGCAUGGCAGUGAGAGGACAUCUGGGCCCCCAGAGGGCUUUGGCCACCUCCUGGCAGGCAGCACUAGCCCUGCUGAAGGCGCCCCGCUGUCCAAGGGGGGACACCCCAAACCCCAGCUCACCGUCUGCGAGGCUCAGCUCAGGCUGCCCGACUUCUGCAGCAGCCUCUCCCAGGACUUCAUCCCCACCCUGGAGGAGAUCGAGGAGUUCCUGAGGGAGAAGGCAGAGUUCCUCAGAGAUGAAGGCCCUGAGCUUCACCCAGCUGGAGGGGAGGAGAGCCAACCUGGGGUCAGCUCGGGUGGCUCUGGGGAACGGCCCGUCUGCAGCGAGCAAGGAGAUGUCCCAAGCUCUGCUCAGCCUGCAGGGACAGCCGAUGGCAGUGACCAGGCAGUACCUGCUGGGAGCAUCCCUGUUGUCCUCCAAAUCCAGCCUCUCCAGAUGGACAGCCACCCACAGGGUGCCACAGCUGGUGUCAGGGUGGCCCAGCUGGUCAUCAGCCUGCAGGGCCCAAACCUGUCCCUCCUCCCUCAGCUCCAGCCCCCUGUGACCACCGGGGACCAAAAAUACGUCAGGAUCGCCCCACUGCCGGUCUCCACGAGGCCUGGGGCACCAGGGGAUGGGCAGGAGGUGGAGGCAGCCCCCAGGCAUCAGCAGGGCCCCCCUUCCCUCUCCAGGAUCCACAGGUGCUCCCACCCGGGCUGUGACAAGGUGUAUUCCAAGAGCUCCCACCUGAAGGCUCAUUUCCGCCGGCACACUGGGGAGAAACCCUACACCUGUGCCUGGCCCAACUGCGGCUGGAGGUUCUCCCGGUCGGACGAGCUCUCCCGCCACAAGCGCUCCCACUCCGGGGUGAAGCCCUACCAGUGUGCUGCCUGUGAGAAGAAGUUUGCCCGCAGUGACCAUUUAGCCAAACACCUGAAGAUCCACCGGGGCCAGCCCUGCAGCCCACGGACACCUCAGGGGGGCAGCAGGAGGUGAUUCCUGCUGCUCAUCCCUGCUCAGGCUGAGGGCAGGAGGCCCCAGAGCCGAACAAGCAGUGCAGAAACCACCAGGGAAGAGGGGGAAAUGACUCUUUGCCAAAUCAUGGGAGAGGCUGUGCUACCCUUCUGUUCAAGGAUGACGGUGUUCAUGGCCUGUUUUGGGCACUUUUGUUCUCUGAAAUACAUGUGAAGGAAACUGGA